AUGGAGUGGACAGAACUAAAGGACCUCAUGUUGUUGAGAGAGAUCCUAACAAAUGAACCCUUUAAAUUCUAAGCUGGUUCUAAAGAGCGUGGCUCAGCAUGGAGCCUAACUGCUCAAAAUCUUAACACACAUCCUGGAUUUACAGUUUCUCAGAGAGCUGUCCGGGAUCGUUACGGAAUCCUCGAGAAAAAAGCAAAGAAGCGACAACGCGAAAUUGAAAACGGCAUUGGGAUAUCUCCCGAAGAUUCGGAGCUUGAUUUAGCCCUUGAAGAAAUUAUAGAAAAAUGGGAAGCCGCUGAGCAAGAGUUCCAGACUGAUUACCAAAACAAGGCAAAAAAACUUGAAAAGGACAAAGAAACAGCAGAAGAGAUGCGGAAAAUUUCCAUGGAAACUUUUGGUGCUUCUAAGAAGAGGAAAGCUGAAUCAGAUGAGUCGCCGGAAGAGAAGCGAUGUAAAAAGAGGAGAGGUGGCAGCGACACAGUCCAAUUCUUAAAGGAGCAUAGUGAGAUGAGGUUUCAGUUUAAAAGAGAAGAAAUUGAAGCUAAGAAAAAUGAGCAGUCACUUUUAACUGAGCAACAGAAGCAACAGCAACAGAUGAUGUCCAUGUUGCAGCAACAACUACAGCAACAGAAUGAACAACAACAACUACAUCAACAGCAGAUGCGGCAACAACUGCAACAGGUGCAGACCAUGUUUAUGGAAUCUCAGAAGCAGCAAGCGCAGCUUAUGGCUACCUUAUUUCAGAAAAUGUCAGAACACAAAUAG
This is a messenger RNA of Stylophora pistillata, 765 nucleotides long. RefSeq names its product nucleoporin GLE1-like. The record is from RefSeq and is a predicted model, not a curated record. NCBI's taxonomy places the organism in Eukaryota, Metazoa, Cnidaria, Anthozoa, Scleractinia, Pocilloporidae.